Theileria equi strain WA is the source of this 792-nucleotide messenger RNA. RefSeq lists its product as hypothetical. The transcript is spliced from 4 exons. Bases 1 to 792 code for a protein of 263 amino acids. Lineage: Eukaryota; Apicomplexa; Aconoidasida; Piroplasmida; Theileriidae. The record is from RefSeq and is a predicted model, not a curated record.
AUGAAGGGACAUGGCGUCAAGAGUAACAAGAGCAAUGGAGGUCAUUCCAUAAACGGUACCGGGAUUCUUCCCGGAUUUGAGGGCGCUAUGGUUAGAUUUGAGACGAUCCAUUUACGCGAACUUGAAAGGGACCCUAGACCAAAUAAAAUAAGGCCAAUACGUCUACUUGCUGAGAGGCGACCACUUUUGGUAGACAACAGCUAUUCACCAACCAAUAUAUUGAGCAAGUUGAAAUCUUUCACUCGACCCUCAACUUACAACAAUAAUCCAACAUAUUUCGUGGAGCCAUUCAAAUGUCCUACAAACAUAGCCAGAAUGCCUGUGGAAGAAUUGGAUAAAUGCGAUGAAACUACCUCCAGUCCAUCGGAUACACACAAAAAUAUAAAAAGAAAAAAGGAAACAAAGAAAGCUGUUGUCAAUAUUGAUUUCUCUAAAUAUAGACCUACUACAGUGGAUACGCUAAAGACAAUACUACUAAAUGCCUGCAAUAGGCCCGUUAUAUCAUUUAUCCUCUAUACAGAUUGGAGAAGAUUAUUCACUCAAAACAGCCAUUGUGUAUACUUAUCGCAUAUGAAUGACUCUGAUUUAGAGCCAAUUGAAUCGGUCGUAUUCAAUGAUGUCAGUGAUCGAGUAAAGAGGCGCAUUGUAGAUGAAAUCAAUAAUUACAAAGUCGGUCGUGGCUCUCAUAAAUCGAUACAAUCCAGCUAUCUGUUCAGCAAAUAUGUAAAAAACGUUUGCUCAUAUGUUAAAAUCACGUGGACACUCAUCUUAACCAUAAUGGCUAUUGUCUAA